Astyanax mexicanus (Mexican tetra) is the source of this 2945-nucleotide messenger RNA. RefSeq names its product extracellular calcium-sensing receptor-like. Gene Ontology annotation, cellular component: membrane. NCBI's taxonomy places the organism in Eukaryota, Metazoa, Chordata, Actinopteri, Characiformes, Acestrorhamphidae. The record is from RefSeq and is a predicted model, not a curated record. Gene Ontology annotation, molecular function: G protein-coupled receptor activity. Gene Ontology annotation, biological process: G protein-coupled receptor signaling pathway. The transcript has 6 exons. The coding region runs from base 20 to 2581 and encodes 853 amino acids.
GCUCACUUUAAGUCUGAUUAUGUUUAUAUCAAUGCUGUGGAUGACUGCACUAAGACCAGCAACAUGUGAAACUAACCCGAUCAGCUGCAGGCUGUGGGUUGAGCCGCAGCUGCCUGGUCUUUCAAUGAAUGGCGAUUUUAUAAUUGGAGGGAUUUUCUCCAUUCAUAAUUAUAUGAUAUUAGAACAAAGCAACUAUUCCACACAGCCACUGCAGCUACAAUGUUCUGGAAACGUGGACUUCAGAGAACUGCAAUUUGCCCGUGCCAUGCAGUUCGCCAUCUAUGAGAUUAACAACAGAACAGAUCUCCUACCAGGAAUCUCGUUAGGAUAUGAUAUUCACGACUCGUGCGCUGGAGUGCCGAUGGCCGUCAAAGUUGCGUUUGCGUUAGCAAACGGCGUGGAGACAGUUUUUAAUGUCUCUGAAUCUUGUUCUAAAUCUGGAAGUUCUGCUGUAACAGCUCUGGUAGGGGAGUCUGGUUCCACACCAACAAUGAGCAUGGCCAGAAUACUAGGUCUAUUUGGAAUUCCUCAGGUGAGUCACUUCGCAACCUGCGCUUGUCUGAGUGAUAAACGCCAGUAUCCUGCCUUCUUCAGGACCAUACCGAGUGACCACUACCAAGCUGCCGCCCUGGCAAAACUGGUAAAAUACUUUGGUUGGACGUGGAUUGGGGCCGUGCGCAGUGAUUCAGAUUAUGGGAAUAAUGGAAUGGCCUCGUUUCUAAAAGCUGCGCAGGAGGAGGGGAUCUGCGUGGAGUACUCGGAGGCCUACUACAGAACACAACCGCGCAGCAAACUGGAGAGAGUGGCAAACGUUAUCCGCAGAUCAACAGCUCGGGUAAUAGUGGCGUUUCUUGCUGCAGGGGAUAUGAGAAUUCUCCUGGAAGAAUUGGUGCGAAAUCCACCGCCUCCACUUCAGUGGAUAGGCAGUGAAACUUGGAUAUCCCAUCCAGAAUUUCUGCGGUUUAACAUGUGCUCUGGGGCUGUGGGGUUUGGGGUCCCUCGGUCAGUGAUUCCAGGCCUUCGUGAGUUUCUUCUGGAACUAACUCCAGCCCAAGCACUGAAAUCACCCUGGUUUACGGAGUUUUGGGAGCGCUCUUUUAGCUGUAGCCUAAAAAAACAGACGGGCUCAUCUGUCGGUGCGCGCGAAUGUGAUGGCAGUGAGGACAUCCGCGCGCUACAGAACCCGUACACAGACACGUCGCAGCUGCGCAUCACUAACAUGGUGUAUAAAGCCACGUAUGCCAUAGCGCAUGCCAUCCACGGUGCAAUCUGUAAUGAUACACAAUGCGACCGCACUAUUAAACUCUCACCGCUGCAGAUACUCGAGCAGCUCAAGAAAGUGAACUUUACUAUGAAGAAUGGCUUUCAAGUAUCAUUUGAUUCCAGAGGCGAUCCCGUGGCUGUCUAUGAACUCAUAAACUGGCAGUUUAAGAAAGAUGGGGCUUUGGAUUUCAUGACUGUGGGCCAAUAUGACUCAUCAAAACCCAGAGGCCAAGAGUUUAGUAUGAGUCGUGCUAUUAGCUGGAUGGGUGGACAGACCAAGGUGCCAGUGUCAGUGUGCAGUGAGAGUUGUCCCCCAGGUACCAGAAAGGCUGUACAGAAAGGAAAGCCCAUCUGCUGCUAUGAUUGUAUACCAUGUGCAGACGGAGAGAUCAGUAAUGCCACAGACUCUUUGGACUGUGAGCAUUGCCCUCCUGAGUUCUGGUCCAAUGAAAGGCGAUUCAGCUGCCUCCCCAAACCCGUGGAGUUCCUGUCCUGGGAGGACCCUCUGAGCAUCAUACUCACAGCAUUCUCUGUCUUUGGGGCCUUUGUGGCUUUAUCUGUGGCAGUGGUCUUUUACAAACACAGAACUUCUCCCAUCGUCCGAGCCAACAACUCAGAACUGAGCUUCCUGCUGCUCUUUGCAUUGGCUCUAUGUUUUCUCUGUUCACUCACUUUCAUUGGUGAGCCAUCUGGAUGGUCCUGUAUGCUGCGUCACACAGCGUUUGGGAUCACCUUCGUCCUCUGCAUCUCCUGUGUUCUAGGGAAAACAAUAGUGGUGUUAAUGGCCUUCAGAGCCACACUUCCAGGCAGUAAUGUCAUGAAAUGGUUUGGGCCUCCAGAGCAGAGACUCAGUGUUCUUGUUUUUACUCUUAUACAGGUCCUAAUUUGUAUUCUCUGGUUAACAAUUUCACCUCCAUUUCCCUUUAAAAAUUUUAAACACUACAAAGAAAGAAUAAUCCUUGAAUGUCGCUUAGGUUCAGCUAUAGGUUUCUGGGCUGUUUUGGGUUAUAUAGGGCUUUUGGCAGUACUGUGUUUUGUUUUGGCUUUUCUGGCUCGGAAGCUUCCUGAUAACUUUAAUGAAGCCAAAUUCAUCACAUUUAGCAUGCUCAUAUUCUGUGCAGUCUGGAUCACCUUUAUCCCAGCUUAUUUUAGCUCUCCUGGAAAGUUCACUGUAGCUGUAGAGAUAUUUGCUAUUUUGGCCUCAAGCUUUGGUUUAAUUAUUUGCAUUUUUGCUCCCAAAUGUUUUAUUAUUGUUUUUAGGCCAGACCAAAAUACCAAAAAGCACCUUAUGGGAAAAGUGCAAUCUAAGUCCCUUUGAAACCCUUACACACAAUUUGCAAAAGGAUACAUGGAGGUUGAGCCUUGAUAAAUGCUUGUAUUUACAUAAUGUUUGCAAUAUUCCUUUGCAACCAACCUAAUGUCAUGUUCAACUGCAGGGAUGGGAAAUUCUAUUCUGGUUUACCAGAUUCCUGCACAGCUUUGUGUCUCCUGUUUAAGCACAUCUUCUUUCAUUCCCUUGUAAAUUGCCAGGUGUAGUAGGCCUAUUUAAGCAGGAAAAACAGCAAAAUGUGCUGGAAUAAGUUUCCUGCUGCCCACUCCUCUUCUCCAGUGUGCAUAAGAUUCACAAAACCUGUUACAAACACAAUACAAACCCUUUCAAAUAAUAAUAAUAAUAAUAACAA